CAGAAAACUAUGAGUCCAUGAGAUUUUGUCACAGAAAAAGCUGGAUAUCGAGUUAGAAGCUCUAAAGAAGAGUAACUGGCUGGCUUGGGCGGGACUAGGAUACAUGUCAGUCCAGUUUGGCAUCCUAGCUAGAUUAACAUGGUGGGAGUACUCCUGGGACAUCAUGGAACCUGUCACAUACUUCGUUACCUACGGCACUGCCAUGGCAUGUUACGCUUACUUCUUAUGCACUAGAGAGGAAUACGUCUACCAAAACUUCAAAGACCGACAGCAACUCCUUCACAUGCACAAAAAAGCGAAAAAAGAGGGUCUUGAUCUGGCCAAGUACAACAUGCUGAAAGAAGAAGCCGCAAGGAUCGAAUACCUCCUGAAAAAGAUACGAAACCCCUUGAAACUGAGGCCUGCCCCUAAGGUCACAACAACUGCCACUCCCUUGAUCUUAGAAGCGAUACCUAUAACAACCAACGGCACUGGAACCACAAAAAUACUGACAAUGUCAAAGGAGGCAGAGGCUGAAAAAGGUGAUAAAACUGAUAAGCAAUCGGACAAAUGAUAAAAGAAUACUGAUAGGGUUUGAAUUUUAUUUAUUGAUUUAGAAGCGACCAUUGAUACAUAUAAUAAUGGUGUGAAGCUCAAAUCUAGUACGUAAGGAUUGAAUCGCGUUGAUGUGUGAUACGUUAGGUAUUUCCUAAGUAUUAGGAUUCACAAAUUAUACUAGAUCACGACACAAAGGCACUGACAGGCAAUGAAUACAAAUAAAAAGUUAGUUCUUAAAAUAAAAAUAAAAUCAGAGAUUCGAAUGUUUUUUAAGAACUUAUUAUUGAUAUUCGUAGCAACAAAGGCUUAAAGUUGACAUAACGUCCGAAUAUACCAUGAGUUUCUCUUUUUUAAUACAAGCAUGAAAGGAAUACGUUAUACGAAUUAUAAACUUGAAUUUUAUCGGAGAAAAACAGUUUAGUUUCUCGGAAAAUAAUAUUUCAUGAUAUAUUAACAUGAGAAUUUUAUCUUCUUAAUAAACGUAUAGUUUUUAUGAAUUUGUUAAUCGAUCGCGGCUAUAAAAUGGAAUGUUGCAGCACAGGAUAUGUUUUGUUUAUUUAUUGUUUUUUUUAAACAGUUUUUAUAAGCAACUCUACCAAUUUUAAAAAAAUAUACAAAUUAUUUUUUUAAAUUGUAAUUACGUGACUAUAGGUCAGACAGAUCUCUAUAUGAUAAGCUUUUCAUCAUUUCCGAUAGUUUUUGUGAUAUCGUUCCUACAAAAAAAUAUCAUCAUCGUCAUUCUGAAGAGCUGUUUCAAACUGUUCAUUAGUAACAAGACGAGAAAAUUUUCGACAGCUCGUACAGUUUGAUAGGAGACGAAUAGUGGUUUUGUGUGAGGCUGGCUGGUGUUUUAGAGAAAUAGCCUUCAGGGUGCACAGAAGUCUAAAUACGGUGGUGGUUUGUUGAGAGGCAUGGAACGGCCCCACUCCAUUUAUUAAAUUCAUUAUUGCUAGGUGUAGUUUUUUCUGUCAGAAUAUUUCUUUCUUCAAUAUAUGUUUUAAACAGCUUAGAGUUUAGAUGUAUGGUAUUCCUACCCGUGUAAAAGCAGACGACUCCAACCACUGAUGGAGACUCCAUUUCUUCUUGCCUUUCUUAGUUGUACCAAAAUAAGUACCUACUCAUUGCCUGCUUUGCAAUUUUUAUCCAUGUUUCAGCUAGACGACAAACUUUUCUGUUUGAUAGAUAGUUUUGAUAGAUUCUUUUUAAAACUAGUGUUAAACUUAAAUUCGCUGGAAAGAGUGAUUUUUUAAGGGAGAAUGGCCUAGUAGAUUGAUUUUAGAAAACAAUUACUUCAAAUUUCACUACCUAUGUUCAACCAGCAAAGUAUAAUAUAUAUUUUUCAACUUGUGGACUUGCUUAGGAAGUAUCCUCAACUUACAGGGAUUACAAAAAGAAAACGAAAGUGAGAGUAGUUCAUAUAUUUAUCAUUUUUGUAGGUGAUUUUACAUGUUUCACGCCUACUUUCUCUAGAAACUAUAGUCUAUUUUUUCUUGUUAUAUGGUUACUAAAUUUUAAUGUUCCUAAGACAGAAUAACUUGUAUAAAGUUGCUGUUAUAUCUGCUGAGGUACGUUGAAUUUUUUUAAGAUUUUUAAGGAUAUUAUACAAAGUGUCUACUAACCUUGGCACAAAAAUUCUAGGAUCAUUUUUUAGACUCGUUCAAACAGAUUCUGAACUCAACUUUUGCUUUUAUCUAACAAGAAAUGUUAUUUUCGGAAAUUUUGUAAUCUUUGAAACAAAGCAAUUUUCCAGAAAAUCGUCAAAUGAGAAAUAAAUGGAACAGUCUAAAGAAGCGCUCCUUGAAUUUUUGCAUCAUGUUUUGGAAACGCCCUGUACAUACUCAUAGUUCCCGUUCUACUUCCACUUCAGCCUAAGUGACACAUUUGCUUAAAGCUUUUCCAAACCUAUUCCAGAUCGAUAAUUCUACUUAUAACUCUAGCGGUAUGCAAAGUAAAUUUAAAAUCCGUCCUAUUGCUUCUCUAAACGAAUUUUAAAAGUGCGUUCUUGUCGGAACAGGAAAUAUACUGGGAUGGGUACAAACCUGAAGUGUUAUUUCAAUGAAUGAAAUGAUUCUUUUUUAUAGCUAAAUACCGAUUUCAUUCUUAUCACCUCAAGUUCCAAUGAUAUUGAGCUUGUUUCAUAUUAUACAAGGUAUUCAAAAGUGAUGACCUUGGAGCAUGACCUUCGCCAUUUCUUCAUUAAAGAUCCUCUUGGAAAGUUUAUAUAGAAUAGAAAUUUUCCGACCUUUCUCACUUGUUGACCAAAACUUACAGUUUCAUUUUGAAUGUUUCAGUUCUUCAAAUGACCUUGAAUAUCGUGCUCAAGGUCGUUUCCGAACGAAAUGUGUUUUGCAUUUUUCAUUGGUGCUGAGGUCAAACAAAAACUCCUUAGUCGACAUCUAAAUGACCUUCAAGUUCCUUUUCAAAGGUCGCUGCUAAAUUGACUUGCGACUUUUGUCUUGACCACUUAUUCGCUUGACAGGAUUUUCUAAAAUAGGAAUCCAGAGGUCAUUUGUACUGAGGCGUGUCUGACCACCAAAUUUCUGUGCUGUGUAAACUGCUUGUCAUAUAAUGUGAAACCAGCUCAGCUAUUUUCAAGGUCAGGGUCAUACCCGAACAUGAAAUUUUCCGUGUUUUCUACCUGUAGAAUGAAAUUAGAGUUUUUUAAAUUUCACACUUGCUUUCCAAAUGACCUUGAAUAUCAUUCCUAAGGUCAUUUUCGAACAAAAAAUGUUUCUUGCACGUUCAGUAAUUGUUGCUCGGGUCAAACAGAUACGGUUUCAUCUAAAAUUUCCUGGUUGACUUCUAAAUGACCUUCAAGGCCCUUUUCAAGUGUCGCUACUAAAUUGACCUCUCAAAAACUUGCAACUUUUGUCUUGAUCACUUAUUCGCUUUCUAAAAUAGGAAUCCAGGGGUCAUUUGUAAUGAGAUGUGUCUGACCACCAAAUUUCUGUACUCUGUAAACUGCUUGUCAUAUAAUGUGAAACCAGCUCAGUCAUGUCAUUUAUCCUGUUCACAAGUUUUGACUCAGUCGAUUUUUUGUGACAACACAAUAUUGAGUAUCCAUAGACAUAGGGCGAUCAGUUUCGUUUGAAAUUACUUUUAUUGUAUUAUACAAUUAUAUUACAAAAUAUCUGAAAUAAAUAUGUGAUCCUUUCUUAUUACCACAUGAAGUAAAAGUUGAACUCUUGGUCGUAUACAUAAACAUUGAAAAUCCAUGAAUUCCCUAAUUGUGUGUACAGCAAUAAGUGUGAAUCAAACUAAUUUCUCCUUGUACGAUAUUUUUCGAGUACAAUAACAGUUAGUGAUGCUGCAUUUAUGUUUAUCUAUCCUCCAGGUGACAGUUAAUUUAUUUUUCUUUCCUUGAUUUCUAUACAGUCAAUUUCAAAUGAAACUGUUCCAUUCGGUUACCUACCUUGAUGCAUCUGUUAUGUAAGAAGGACUAUAAUAUUUCCUCUUGAAUCAUCUUAGUAAAUGAACUAUUUAUCCAAUGCUUGACGCUGUAGACUACGAGAAUCCGAUCGAGUAACUCCGAAGCUUUAAAAUUGAGCACUCCGCACCUGUAUAAAAAUAAGCACAUUUUUGCUGUGAUUUUAUUGUGACAUAAGGAACAAUCAUUGCAUGUUUUCUUCCCCAUAUGAGCUUUAAUGUAAGGGUACAUACUCUGAUACUUAUCAGAAAAUGUAAAUAGAAAUUGUAAUCCGACAUUCUUAGCAAGUUCGUUCAGAUGUAAUGUUUAUUCGCUGUUGAAAUAUUAAACAUUAUGAUAAGUAGAUAAUCAAAAAUACUGUCCUACAAACCAAGUUCUGAAAUUCUCUAGAUCCAAAUUGCAUCAAAAUUCGAAUUAGUCAUGGUUUUUUGAUAAUAGUUCAAUUUUGACUUUUUUACGUAAACACAUUUUCCAUUAAAAGUAUAUGUUCUUAUAUAAACUUUUUUAGCUUGAAUUUUUGUCAUAUAUCCCUGCACUAUAGGUCUUUUUACUUCAUAACACAUUUUUAUAUAUCUUAAGGAGUCUUCUUGAAUUGCACUUUGGCGAAUAAACAAUACAACUAAAGUUUGUUUCUGAUUAAAUGCGACAGCGGUUUUCUAGUGCCAACACUUUUUUACAAGAUAGUGCUACUUUAACUCUCUUAAAAUAAGCGUACUUCCAAAUGUAGGUUCUAAGAUACGUAAUAGUAAUAAAACGUUUUUUUAAUUGCUUUCAUUGUAUUCUGCAAAAAUUGUUCGUUUUUUCUCAUUUUUGCUUUUGUGUGUAUAAUAUUUUCUCCAGUGAUACGUAACGCGUGCUUCAAAAUAUUUGGUAAAGUUUUCACCACAUUCUGGUGGAUUUUGUUGGUUAAUCAGAAAAACGCAAAGAGCGGGAUAUAUAAAUCGUAGGAAAACUUGUAUAGCAUAAAUUCGAGAGUUACGCUGAUAAUCUAUCUAAUCUUGAAGCACUUGUCCAUGUUUAUAUCCUGUUAUUUCAUUAUCCAAAAUUAUGAAAUUUAUAUUUGUUAAUAUAUUUUUUAAUGUCAGUCAUUCAAAUAUGCUGAUAAGAGAAAUAUUUUCUAUUUUUAAAGGUUGUUUGUAUGCUAUUCUGAACGGUAUGUUUUUUAUAAUCUCAAAGCAAGAAUUAUGUAGAACAACUUUAGUAAUCCCAAGAAACUUUUACAAGUAUAAACUUGAGGGAUAAUUGUAUUGGGGUAAUAAGCUGAAUCUUUGUUUAGCUGCUCUAUGCUACUGUUUUUCUUAUGUACUUUAUGGUUUCUUUUAUGAAGCUGCGUUUGUAUGUCUAUCAGUCGGCUCGGAGCAGUAGCUGAUAUGUCUUUGUGUUUUUGUAACGAUUUUAUGAACAAUGCACAAAAUUGAAAUUAUUUAUUAUACAUUGUUUGUAAAUAGAACAUAUUCCUAUAUUGUAAUAUACAUUUGUUGCC
This is a messenger RNA of Acanthoscelides obtectus, 5447 nucleotides long. The record is from the annotation of a GenBank genome assembly. NCBI's taxonomy places the organism in Eukaryota, Metazoa, Arthropoda, Insecta, Coleoptera, Chrysomelidae.